This is a messenger RNA of Aspergillus sclerotioniger CBS 115572, 1006 nucleotides long. RefSeq lists its product as uncharacterized. NCBI's taxonomy places the organism in Eukaryota, Fungi, Ascomycota, Eurotiomycetes, Eurotiales, Aspergillaceae. The record is from RefSeq and is a predicted model, not a curated record. Bases 1 to 903 code for a protein of 300 amino acids. The transcript has a single exon.
AUGGAUGACAUUUGCGAGUAUGAUUCACGCUCCAGUCUGGUCAAUGCUGGCCAGGACAACCAAUCGGACGAUGGAGAGCGUGUAGCCAGCCUCGAAGAUGCCUCCUUUGGGAUUUCCUUGGUGCCUGUUGGCUGUGCAAGUGGAUAUCACCUGCUGAAUGAUGCUCGCUCCCCCGACCAGCGUGAGAUGAUUACGGCCUAUGAUGGCAGCGUCUAUUACGAGGGCAAAGCACUCGAAGUGAUCCAUGGGAACCUGUCCCCAGAAUCCAACGCCUUUGCGACUCUCUUAGUGUAUGAGUUUCGUUUCACUGGGAGACGACCAAAAGCCCGCAUCACCUGGGCCAGUGUUUCAUUCAAGUUUCGCAACUCCGACUCCAACUCGCCCGAGCUCAAAGUCCUCCAGUUCAGUCCAGAUCACCAGGGCCCGCUCAGCCCGGUCGAACAGGAGUAUGAGUCCAGCACCACGCUCAAAUGGCAUGCCAAAGCCGGUAUUUCUGUGGUCAGCGGGGGUGGGGCCUACGAUAAGUCCAAUGUUGUUAGGUGCACCAAAACGAAAGACACCAAGGUUGUGGGAACCCCCAUUAUCACCCCCUUCCAACGAGUGUAUGGGGUGAAAUGGACCCUAGAAGAGAACGAAGCCAGUCAGGCAGGGGUGCCGGACCGCAUUCGCACUGCAAUCCUGUUGGAGAGGUACACCGAGGAUCGAUUCGAAGCUACGGUGGAAAUCAACAUGAACGUGAAAAAUUGCUACUGGAUGGAAAGGUUGGGCGGGAUGAAAGACCAAAAUGAUCCAAUUCUGUACAACCCUAGUACACCCCCAACGAACCACCUGGGCAGGGUGUACGACCGCCAUCAUCUGGCGGCUGUCGACCUGAGCUCCUUUUAUAAAUUGUCUCUCCGAUAAGCCUUGACAGCUAGGCUGCUGGGACUUCGAUUCCCAUUUUGUACAAGGAAUGCGGCGUGGGCUGUGCCGUGGGCUGGAGAUGAGUGGGAUUUGCGCCGAAGGG